Messenger RNA from Anopheles maculipalpis, 458 nucleotides. RefSeq names its product cytochrome b-c1 complex subunit 6, mitochondrial (gene UQCR-11). Bases 188 to 451 code for a protein of 87 amino acids. Gene Ontology annotation, biological process: mitochondrial electron transport, ubiquinol to cytochrome c. The record is from RefSeq and is a predicted model, not a curated record. Lineage: Eukaryota; Metazoa; Arthropoda; Insecta; Diptera; Culicidae. The transcript has 3 exons.
GAAACGUCAAACUGCUUCUUCUUCUUCGAUUGUUUUUCUUGGUGUUCUUCUUGUUCUGAUGUGGUCCAAAAGUCAGAAAAGAGUUUGUCAAAAGUUAUAUCAUCGUCUGGUUGCAGCUUUCCCGUGCAAUUUUUGACUUUCUCGGUGAUAUCGUAGCGAAUUCGCACGCGAUCCAAAGACCGACACGAUGGCUGCCAGGAAAUGGUUCUCGUCCUUUUUCCCAACGGUAAAGGCCCAGGAGGAGGAAGAUAUCGUUGACCCACAGACGGUGCUGCGGGAAAAGUGCGCCCAGCAGGGACACACUAGCCAACUGUGGGACAAAUACCAGGCAUGCAAUGAGCGUGUGAGCAGCCGCUCCCAAACUGCGGAAACCUGCGUCGAAGAGCUGUUCGAUUAUCUGCACGAACUGGAUCACUGCGUUUCAAAGACCCUGUUCGCGAAGCUGAAGUAAAGCGCUC